Molecule: messenger RNA, 1062 nt
Organism: Soboliphyme baturini
Lineage: Eukaryota; Metazoa; Nematoda; Enoplea; Dioctophymatida; Soboliphymatidae
Source: the annotation of a GenBank genome assembly
AUGCUGCCUUUUCUGGAUAACGCGCUGAGGGCGAUCCACAAGCAGUGCUACGACGACAUAGUGGAUCGCCUGAAUUACUACUACUCGACACUGAUCCUGCUGUUCUUCGCCAUCUUGGUCAGCGCCAAACAGUACGUUGGCAAGCCGAUCCAGUGCUGGGUGCCGGCACAGUUCAGGGGCGGCUGGGAGCAGUACGCCGAGAGCUACUGCUUCGUGCAGAACACCUACUUUCUGCCGUUCGACAAAGACGUUCCCAGAGACGUUGUCGAACGAGACUACCGCAAAGUUGGCUACUACCAGUGGGUGCCAAUCGUGCUGGCCAUUCAGGCACUGCUGUUUUACAUACCGAACAUGAUGUGGAAGUGGUUAUGGCGAACGACUGUUCCGGUGAUGUGGAUAUGUCGAACACAGGCGUGUGCGGCUGGCUGUACAGAUCAGUCGAAACGGACGAACUCGCUGAAACUGCUCUCCCGUUACGUGCUGUGCGUAAAGUUCGGUCGAACGCACGGAAACUACCUGACCUGUCUGUACAUCAUGGUCAAGCUGCUGUACAUGAUCAACGUCUGCGGCCAGUUCUUCCUCAUGAAUGACUUCCUGAGCACCAACUACACGUUCUGGGGACUGCAGAUAUUGACCGACCUGGCCAACAAGCGCGAAUGGCAGGACAGCGGUCACUUUCCCAGGGUUACACUGUGUGACUUCGACGUCAGAGAGCUGGGCAACGUCCAUCGCCACACCGUACAGUGCGUACUGGUCAUCAACAUGUUCAACGAGAAGCUCUACCUGCUGCUGUGGUUUUGGAUGUUUCUCAUCGGCGUAUGCACCGGCAUUAACUUGCUCUACUGGCUGCUCAGCUCGUUCUCGAGCUACUCGCGCCAAAACGUCGUUCAAAAGUACCUAAGAAUCGUGACCGACUACGAGCAAACGACGGAAUCGAGACGAGCCAUUCACCAAUUCGUAGACCACAUGCUCCGACCUGACGGCGUGCUUCUGCUGCGCUUCAUCAGUGGCCACGCUGGUGACCUGGUGGCCGCAGAACUUUCGAUGCAACUGUACAAGUAA